AUGGAUUGGUUUUCAUGGCUCUCGAGAACAAAGCUCGAAGCAUGUCUCAUCCACGAAUACGGCCUUUCCUUCUCACAGAACGAGCUCGAACACGAAGACAUUGCUUACUUCAACCACGAGUUUCUCCAGAGCAUGGGAAUCUCCAUCGCCAAACACCGCCUCGAGAUCCUCAAACUCGCUCGUCGAGAUCGCAAGAACUCUCCUCCUCUCACCUCUCGUUCGAUCUCCAGAGUCGUGAUUGCGAUCAGGAGAACCGGCAAGUGUUUCUCCGAUCACCUACGCGCCUGGAUCCGCCGCGAAGAGUCGUCGUCGUCGUCUCGAGCUCUGGUGCUGGUGCCGAAGAGCGGGAAUGGGAAGUGGAAAGGCGGAUUUAUGAAGAGGAACAAGAGAUCUGUGAUGCCAAGCAACGGAAAUGGCGGUCUCGAGAAGCAGCAAGAGAGGCUGCUGUUGACCAAUGGGACUCCCACUAGACUCGAUAGCUUCUCGAGUCCUAUGGUUUUCGAUUACAGCUUCUCGGAGGAUAAACUUUAUGCGCAGAAUUGCCAAGAUACUACUUACCUGGAAGAUAUCAAAUGGGACUCUAUGUUUCGGAAUCUGAAACCUACUUGA
Thlaspi arvense is the source of this 609-nucleotide messenger RNA. NCBI's taxonomy places the organism in Eukaryota, Viridiplantae, Streptophyta, Magnoliopsida, Brassicales, Brassicaceae. The record is from the annotation of a GenBank genome assembly.